Bolinopsis microptera is the source of this 3722-nucleotide messenger RNA. Its product is annotated as protein CASC3-like. The record is from RefSeq and is a predicted model, not a curated record. Gene Ontology annotation, molecular function: mRNA binding. The transcript is spliced from 14 exons. Gene Ontology annotation, biological process: mRNA processing. Bases 3 to 2522 code for a protein of 839 amino acids. NCBI's taxonomy places the organism in Eukaryota, Metazoa, Ctenophora, Tentaculata, Lobata, Bolinopsidae. Gene Ontology annotation, cellular component: exon-exon junction complex.
GGAUGGAAGACCCGUGUAGAAGAAGGAGAAGAAGACGGUCCGAUGUCAGCUCCGAGGAUGAAGAUAACGUUUGGAGUGGGAGUGAAGCUACAGCAUCACAAGCGUCUGAGUACGAGAGUGGGCGUGAGAGCGACCAAACUGACGAAGAGCUUUCUAGACUUAAUGAGACUCCAGCAACCGACAAAGAAGACAACGGCCUCCCCACUCCCGAAGUACAAUCUGGAGCAGAGGAAGAUGAUCCCUUGAAAACUGCAGCCGCUCCAGUUGAAGUAAAUGAAGGAGAAAACCAAGUCGAAAGGGUCGAUGAGGGUGAAGGCAAAGAUGAAGAAGAGGGUAAAGGCAAAGAUGAAGAAGAGGGGGAAGAAAAAGAAGAGGUGGAAGAGAAAGAAGAAGUGAAAGAAAAUAAAGAGAGGAAAGUCAAAAAAGUAAAGGAAAACAAAAAACGAAAUGAAGGGGAUGAAGAGGAACUGAUCAAUGAAGAGGAAGAUAACGAGGAGGAAGAUAACGAUGCGGAAAGUGAUGAGGAUAAAGAGAAGUCAGAUGAAGAAAGCCCCACACAUGUGCCUAAGAGGGGGAUGUUUUAUCAGCAUGACGACAGAAACUAUUCCAACCCAGAUGACAAGAGGUCACGUGGUGCUCGAACAGAUAACACGGGCCGAGUUUGGGGUGGUAAGAAGGAGAAGAAAUGGGUCCAUGAUAUGUUCGAUGAAUCUGAGCAGAAACCUAAGGAAGAUUGGGAAAAAGAGAAGCCUCAAAGGCGGAAGCGAGAAGGACCACCAAAGAAACACCGGGAGAGUGAAUUCAGGAGCCUUGUACCAAGAGACGAGGGUAGAGGUCCUCCCCCUAACCCUUAUGUCCAGACUGAAUCCUCUGAAAUUGGAGUAGGACCAGAUCCUAGACAGAACACGCGAAGAUUGAGCCGUGAGGGACGAGGCCGAUCUAAACACAGGUCGAAUGAGGACCAGAGCAGAGUAGGGGAUCGGGAGAACGAUAUCGGCAAGGAGUCGUACCGCAGACCCAACUACAAUAACGAGUCUGGUAAACCAAAUCAGGGCCCUCGUGAACGCGAGGACAGAAGUCACUCAGGAAGACGGACUAAGCCAGAUCCACGAGAUCGAGCGAAGAGUCCUGAGGGAGAAAGGCACGAACGUGAAGAUCGCUCUCGAAGUCGGGGCGGCAGACGCGGCGGCGGCGGAUACAAACCGCAGAAAUUCGACAAAGUAGAAAUGGCAGACUCGUAUACUGUAGGAGUAGGAACAGGCACGUCACCUCCUGAGGAACUAGUGGAGAAAGAACCUGUCCCCUCCGAGAGGGGAAAUAGUAGAAGAAGAGGAGGAAAUAGGAACAAUCCGGACGGAGAGCUGGAAAAAGAGCGGGAAGUCAAGCACCGAGGCAGAGAUCGAGACACCGAGCAGAGACCACGAGAAUUUAGCAGAGACUUUGAUCGAGACCGAGAAAGACCUAGUGCUGGCAAACGACGGGGUGGAGGCAGAGACAGGAAACCCCUUCGUUACCGGGACUACGAUUCUGAUGACGAUGAGUUUGAGGACGAGCCCGACAAUACCCGCCGACCAGGGAGACGAGGCCGUGAUAAUGAGGAUGAGAUCUGGAAGCAGCUGGAGCAGCUAAGGUUGGAUCAGCUGAGAUUAGGCCUGGAUGUUCAGCGUGUAGCCACACAGUCCCGUCACAGGGAGGAAGGAGGGACGGUCGUUGGCAAAGGUCGCAGUCGACACACUCGCACUUCACCCAACCAAAACUCUCUAAUCUACAAGAUCGCUCAAGAGAAGGCACAAGAAAUGGCUGCCAACCACUCUAAUAGCAGUCCUACAGAAUCAGACCAGGAGGAAAGAGUAGCUGUAGCCUACCAAGAUGCUGAACUCCCACCCAGUCAUCAAGACAGAAUGCCUGUAGCAAAUAUGCCUGUUUUACAGCAGCCUAAAUUCAAGAGUAUGACAGUUCAAACAGAGGGCGAGAUAGUGACAGUUAAACCAAAGCGAUACUCACAGCGAAGCAAAAACGUGGAUCCCACUGCCUUGAGAGAGAAAGUUCGAGAAACCAUGAGCAUGGAAGAUUACAGCAGUCAAUACCCCGGUGUAAACCACAGCGGUAAUGGUGGAGGAGGAGGUGGUGGUGGUGGUCAUGGUGGUUCUUAUCACCCGGACCCUAACUACGCUAACUUCAACCCUUACGCUCAGGAGUUCAUGUUAUCAGAGCAGGACCGUCAAUAUGACCAACAGAUGCAGCAGAUGAUGCUUCUCCAGCAGAUGUCGAGGAAUUAUGCUCCGCCACCGGGGAAUACUGAUUAUAUCCAACAAGCGAUAUUGCACCAACAACAGUUACAGCAGCAGCAGGCGGCCAUGAUGGCCGGAUACAUGCAGCAGCCCUCCCGGCAUGGCCAUCCGCCAAUGCCUCACGAACAUGACAUAAUGACGAGUAAUGGCAUCAAAAGGUCGAACAAAGCAAUUCCUAUCGUCGAUCCGACCACUCAAAUCCACAUGGCUCCUGUCAUCCACGAGAAUUAGAUUUCCAAAUUUUGUCAUGGUAACUUUUGUCAUGUUAACCUCAACGUGACAAGUGUGACAUCACCUCGUCCCUUCGUCUCGACCACUUCAACUCAACCGGGUGAAAGUUUUGAAAAGAGAGUAGAAAGUGGUCGUUUUUGCUCGGCCGAUGUCAAAUUGUUGUUAGUUAUAUUGGCUUGAAUUUGACGUCCCGCCUAUAAUGUUUUGAGGAGACGCGGGUUGUUGAGCUCGGGAAUUAUGUAGUACCGUUUUAUCCAAAGCCCCGUCAGUAGAAAUUUAUUGUAAUGAGAGACAAAGACUUUUUAAAGUAAAGACAUUACGUGAAUGCUUGCUUCAAUCAAUCAGCAAUAUUGUGACGACUUAUGAAGAGUACAUUAGCAUUAGAUUUAAAUUUCUUUUAUUGAUUUUGUCAUUUUUGUAAAUGCCAAUGGCGAACGUGCGGUCUUUUCGUUGUCGGACGCGUGCUUUUAUUCAAUAUUCGCAUAAUUUCAUGAGAGUGGAACAUAUAAUUUAUUCAGUGUAUAUUGUAUUGAAGUAUUGACUGUUUUGAAAUUACGGUAAGAAGAACUGGCUUAUUGAUUAAAUUAGUCCCUUAAAUACUGUUUGAACCUGCUUAUACACCCGUUAAGUUAAGUGAAGUUAAGUUAGAUAAUAAUUGUAUUAAGUUGAGUUGGAUAAUAGUUAACGGUGCAUUGAAAUCAUCAGUGUCUAUUGCCAUUGGCAUCUUUGAAAGAGUAACAUGAUACCAACUGUGAAUUCCCACUAUUUUUACUAAUCCUGAAUAGAAUGCAUGGGGAAUACCCAGGUCAGUUUAAACUAGAGUUCACUGCUGUGAAUUAUGCGCCGUUGCCCGACGCCCGUUCAACAUGAACAAUGUGACCAAGUACCUGCUACCUAGUACUUAGCUGCAAUGCGCGUCUUGGAACGCGCUGAUUAUUGUUCUCAGUUUGAAGAUCGCUUUACCAUACAAAACGGCGUCAUCGCCAUUCGCAAUUUAUUCCAAAACAAUGGGGAAAAAUUAGAUUUUCGCCAUGGCCAUUCCAACAAUAAAUACUGCGAUAUGUAUAACAUUAUGAAAACUAAUAAUUAAAGAAAGACUACGGUCGAUUGUUAUAAAGGAUAUUUCUCAGUGUUAUCUUUUGGAAAUAAGAUUGUAUUUGUUAUUAUCCGGAUGAUUUGAAUCUUCUACAAUUUCCUAAA